AUGUUAAUACCUCCAAAGACAAAAAGAAAUUAAACUAUUGAUUAAGGAGAAUACUUAUUUUAACAAAGAAAAAAUUUUGAUCCUUAUAUUGAGAUGAUGAAGAAACAAUAAUAACAGGAACUUAAUUUAUUUCGAAAAGCUUUUGCUAAUAUUGCUUCAUCUAGAAUACAUGCAUAACAUCUAAGUGAAAAAAGAGAAUAAAUUGUAAUAAUUGUUAAAAUUUAGCUUAUAAGGUGUUGACUGUACAUAAAAAAAAACGAGUUUAACCAAAAUCAGAAUUCAAGUUACCCACUUUAGGUUAAGGAGAAAAAACAGAAAGAAUAAAAAUUAAAUUUCCUCCUUAAAGAAUUAAGAAAGUCUUUGUAUGA
Messenger RNA from Paramecium sonneborni, 368 nucleotides. Lineage: Eukaryota; Ciliophora; Oligohymenophorea; Peniculida; Parameciidae. The record is from the annotation of a GenBank genome assembly.